AUGGACAUCCACUAUGGAAAAACACCAUGGAAACAUAUAAUUCGCUGUCCACCUACUUUAUUAACAUCAUUACCAACUUAUUUUUCUAUUAUACUUAAUUUUAAUUUACAUCAGAGUGAUCUCAUAUUUGCUAUACCUUAUUUUGCACAAUUUUUGGUAAUAGUUGUAUCUGGACCUAUAGUAGAUCGUAUACGAGCACGAAAUAUUUUAUCAAUAACAAUACUUCGAAAAGGACAAACAAUUAUUGGUACUCUAGGUACAUGUUCAUUUUUGAUUGCAAUUGGUUAUAUGGGAUGUAAUCAUAUAGGUGCAGUUAUUUGUUGUAUUAUUGCUCUUGGUUUUCUUGGCUUACAUACAUGUGGUCCAAUAAUUUCUCAUCUUGAUGUUGCAUCAAAUUAUGCUGGAACAUUAGUAGGUAUUACAAAUUCUUUGGCGACAAUACCUGGUUUUGUUGGACCUUAUGUUCAAACAAUUGAAGCUUGGCGUCUUAUAUUUAAUAUUUCAGCUGGUAUUGGUGCAUUGGGUUGUAUUGUUUAUUGUAUUUUAUUUAAUGGUAAAGAACAACCAUGGAAUCGUACUUGUGAAGCACGUGAACGAAAUGAAUCAAUAGUAUCAAUAGAUACAUAA
Molecule: messenger RNA, 627 nt
Organism: Rotaria sordida
Lineage: Eukaryota; Metazoa; Rotifera; Eurotatoria; Philodinida; Philodinidae
Source: the annotation of a GenBank genome assembly